Messenger RNA from Pseudozyma flocculosa PF-1, 1023 nucleotides. RefSeq lists its product as uncharacterized. The transcript is spliced from 5 exons. The coding region runs from base 1 to 1023 and encodes 340 amino acids. Gene Ontology annotation, biological process: mitotic recombination-dependent replication fork processing; reciprocal meiotic recombination; DNA strand invasion. Gene Ontology annotation, cellular component: condensed nuclear chromosome. The record is from RefSeq and is a predicted model, not a curated record. Gene Ontology annotation, molecular function: single-stranded DNA binding; double-stranded DNA binding; DNA strand exchange activity. NCBI's taxonomy places the organism in Eukaryota, Fungi, Basidiomycota, Ustilaginomycetes, Ustilaginales, Ustilaginaceae.
AUGUCGCAGGCCGGUAGCGACCAUGGCAACGGCGGUGGCGAGGAUGACAUGGGCGAGGCUUUCGGCCCGUUGCUCAUCAACAAGCUCGAGGAGUUUGGCAUCUCGGGCUCGGACUGCAAGAAGCUGGCCGAGGCUGGCUACCACACCAUCGAGAGCGUCGCCUUCACGCCCAAGAAGAACCUCUUGCUCGUCAAGGGCAUCUCCGAGGCCAAGGCCGACAAGAUCCUGGCAGAAGCCGGCAAGCUCGUGCCGAUGGGCUUCACCACCGCCACCGAGUUUCACGCGCGCAGAAACGAGCUCAUCACCAUCACCACCGGCUCCAAGAACCUCGACGCCAUCCUCGGCGGCGGCAUGGAGACUGGCAGCAUCACCGAGCUCUAUGGCGAGUUCCGGACGGGCAAGAGCCAGCUGUGCCACACGCUCGCCGUCACCUGCCAGCUGCCCGUCGACAUGGGCGGAGGAGAGGGCAAGUGCCUGUACAUUGACACCGAGGGCACGUUUCGACCGGUGCGACUGCUGGCGGUGGCGGAGCGGUACGGCCUCAAUGGCGAAGAGGUGCUCGACAAUGUGGCGUACGCGCGGGCGUACAACGCCGACCACCAGCUGCAGCUGCUGCUGCAGGCGUCGGCCAUGAUGGCCGAGUCGCGCUUCUCGCUGCUGAUUGUCGACUCGCUCACGUCCCUCUACCGCACCGACUUUUCGGGCCGCGGCGAGCUGUCGGCGCGCCAGACGCACCUGGCCAAGUUCCUGCGCGUCCUGAUGCGCCUCGCCGACGAGUUUGGCGUCGCCGUCGUCAUCACCAACCAGGUCGUCGCCCAGGUCGACGGCGCCAGCGCCUUUUCCGCCGACGCCAAGAAGCCCAUUGGCGGCAACAUUGUCGCCCACGCCUCGACGACGCGUUUGUCGCUGCGCAAGGGGCGCGGCAACCAGCGCAUCUGCCGCAUCGCCGACUCGCCCUGCCUGCCCGAGGCCGACGCCGUCUUUGCCAUUGCGCCCGAGGGCAUCGUCGAUCCCGUCGACUGA